GCUCAGGAUGCUCAGGCUCUGCUCAGGCUUGCUCAGGUUCUGCUCCGGCAUGCUCACCCUUGGCUCACGUAGGCUCAGCCUCAGCUCAGGUUAAAGCAGCACUUGCUCACGUCUGCAGACUAUAAAACGGAACUAGCGCAAGGGAAAAUUAAUCCUGAGUCUAGGGGUUCUUGUACCCAACUAAGGUUCAGCAUGAGCCAGAACAUGUCAUGCAUCUGCGUCUCAACCUUUUUGUAAGUGAUUUACUUAAAGGCACGUUGUUGUCCUGCUCCAACAAUCCAUCCCACACCAAGCUCCAUGACUCAAUUUCACAUUCCUCCAAAACUACACAGAUCGUCUCGAAAAACGAAACCAAUAAUUGCAGAACACUUCGUCCUCAAACUCCACUCGUGACAGAAAGAACCUUUCGUGAGACCUCAAAGCGAAAGGUCCCUUAUUUCGCCGCUCAAUUGCCGAAAGUAUCGGCACCUCGUAUGCACAGCCAUCUUGGCAAACUCAGCAGACGACAACCGAGAAAGUGCCAGCCCACAAGCAACGCCGAACUUUCUUCCUCACCCUUGCGUUUUCCAAUUCCGCCGAACACAUCGCAUUCUCGUAAUAAUGCGUUGAGAAAUAUGUCAAAAGCUAACGUGAUCAUGAGGCUCAUGCUGACCGCCAGGGGCUCUGCGCUCCCUUCCUCCUCGUGUCCAGAAGAUCGACAUGAUGCCAAGACUGCUAGCUAUCAUCACUGCCAGCACACCCGGCUCUUGACUGUUUUUGUGGGGUAAGAACCCUGUCGACGGUCUCGUCCACACCAGAAAUAGAAUCGAUACGAGCCUCAUCAUGUCACUAUGCCAACUCCGAAAGAAUGGAGAUAGUAUAUAAAUGCUCUGGGGAACCUCAUCAGG
Molecule: messenger RNA, 887 nt
Organism: Mollisia scopiformis
Lineage: Eukaryota; Fungi; Ascomycota; Leotiomycetes; Helotiales; Mollisiaceae
Exons: 1
Coding region: 210-767 (185 amino acids)
Source: RefSeq, a predicted model, not a curated record